AUGGCGCCUACCGAGCCUAUUCUGCCCGUCAAGGGUAAAAACAAUAUCUUGAUCACUUCGGCCCUGCCCUACGUGAACAACGUUCCUCAUCUGGGCAACAUUAUCGGCAGUGUGCUUUCGGCCGACGUCUUCGCUCGCUACUCCCGCGCCCGCGGCAACCCUACCAUCUACAUCUGCGGCUCUGAUGAGUACGGCACUGCGACCGAGACCAAGGCUCUUGAGGAGGGCGUCGACCCCGCCACCCUUUGCGCCAAGUACCACGCCAUCCACAAGGGCAUCUACGACUACUUCGACAUCUCCUUCGAUAUCUUCGGUCGCACCCCAACCCCCCAGCAAACCGAGAUUGUCCAGGAUAUCUUCCUGAAGCUGUGGAAGAAUGGCUACAUUGAGGAGCGCGAGACUACCCAGCCCUUCUGUCCUGUCGAGGCCCACAACACCUUCCUUGCCGACCGCUUCGUCGAGGGUAUCUGCUCAGUCUGUGCCUACGACGGCGCCAGAGGUGACCAGUGCGACAAGUGCGGUAACCUCCUCGACCCCUUGGAGCCCGAGUCCGAUCCGAACGCUACUGCCGACGAUGAUGUCGCUGCGAAGGCCACUGGCUGGCUGAUCAACCCCCGUUGCAAGCUCGACGGAGCUACCCCCGAGAAGCGCAAGACGAAGCAUCUGUUCCUGAAGCUCGACGCCCUCAAGGACGAGCUUGUCAAGUGGUUCCAGUCUUCCAGCAAGAAGGGCGCGUGGAGCAACAACGCCGAGCAGAUCACCCAGGCUUGGAUUGACAAGGGCCUGAAGCCUCGUGGCAUUACCAGAGAUUUGAAGUGGGGUGUUCCCAUCCCAACCGGGGAAGUCGGCGAGGACUACGCGAGAAAGGUCUUUUACGUGUGGUUCGACGCUUGCAUUGGCUAUGUCUCCAUCACCAAGAACUACACCGACGGCGACGAUCUCGCCGGUAAGAAGUGGGAGCAGUGGUGGAAGAACCCAGAUGACGUUAAGCUGUACCAAUUCAUGGGCAAGGACAACGUCCAAUUCCACACCAUCAUCUUCCCCGGUUCUCAGCUCGGUACUGGUGAGAACUGGACGAAGCUCCACAAGAUCUCCACCACAGAAUACCUUAACUACGAGGGCGGCAAGUUCAGCAAGUCGAGAGGUGUUGGCGUCUUUGGCAACCAGGUUCAGCAGACUGGUCUCCCCGUUGAUGUUUGGAGAUACUACCUGCUCGCCCGCCGGCCAGAGACUUCCGACUCCGAGUUCAUGUGGCAGGAGAUGGUCGACGGCAACAACAACGAGCUUCUUAAGAACCUUGGCAACUUCUGCCAGAGAGUGAACAAGUUCUGCCAGGCCAAGACCGAUGGCGCUGUUCCCGAUUACACCAAGUACACUGAUGACUACCUAAAGAACCAUGCCAACGAGGUCAACGCUCUUAUUAAGGAGUACAUCAACAACAUGGAGGGCACCAAGAUGAGAGCUUCUCUGCAGACCAUCCUGAGCAUUUCGGCUCUCGGAAACAAGCUUCUCCAGGACAACAAGCUCGACAACAAGCUACUUACCGAGGAGCCCGACCGCUGCGCUGCUGUCAUCGGUGCGGCCCUGAACCAGAUCAACCUUAUCGCAUCGCUGGUCAGCCCCUUCCUCCCUAACACCUCCAAGGCCAUCUUUGAGCAGCUUGGCGUCGACACCAAGCCUGCCAUCCCCGAGAGCUGGAUUGCCGAUGCCAUCAAGCCCGGCCACAAGCUCGGCGAGCCCAAGCACCUGUUCUCUCAAAUCCCCGCGAGCAAGAUCGACGAGUGGAAGGACGCUUUUGGCGGUGAGGAGGUUCGCAAGCAGAAGGAGGAGGCCGCAGCAAAGGCUGCUGCCAAGAAGGCGGCCAAGGAGGCAGACAAGGCCCGCAAGAAAGCCCGUAAGGAGGCUGAGAAGGCCAAGGCUGCCGGUGCGGCCUCGACGGUCGAGUCCGGUGAGAAAAAGGCCGAGGCUGACCCGGCCAUCGAGUCGGUGACGGAGGCGAUUGCCAAGGCAGAUGUGCACACAUCCUAA
Molecule: messenger RNA, 2028 nt
Organism: Colletotrichum truncatum
Lineage: Eukaryota; Fungi; Ascomycota; Sordariomycetes; Glomerellales; Glomerellaceae
Product: methionyl-trna synthetase
Biological process (GO): methionyl-tRNA aminoacylation
Cellular component (GO): cytosol; aminoacyl-tRNA synthetase multienzyme complex
Molecular function (GO): methionine-tRNA ligase activity; ATP binding
Source: RefSeq, a predicted model, not a curated record